CUGGAAAGUUUUUAAAAAUAUUUCCAUUGAGUCUCCCCUCUCUUAAAUCUUUAGCUCAAUAGUCACAAAGUUCCUCUUAUAUAUAUAUAUAUAUAACCUUUAUUUUUUUCUUUUUCAACCUAGAAAAAAAAAAAAAAAAAAUUCUGUAAGGUAAUCUAGCCAGUACUAUAUGGCUGUCCGGAAAGUCUAUGGCAGCCUCAACUCGCCGGCCACAUUGAAGGUUUUGGCAUGCCUCUUUGAGCAUGAUCUUGAUUUUGAGUUUGUUCCAGUCAAUCUCAAUGCUGGAGAGCACAAAAAGAAACCUUUUCUUUCUAUGAAUCCAUUUGGUCAAGUUCCAGUAUACGAGGACGGUGGAAUCAAGCAAUUCGAAUCCAGAGCAAUAAUAAGAUGCAUGGGCUUUGAGUACGGCAAGAAAGGAGAAGAGCUUAUCUAUUGGGACGCCAGGAAGCAGGCGAUAGUAGCUAACUGGAUUGACGUUGAGGGUCACCAGUUUGAGCCACCGGCAUUGAAACUAAUUUUUGAGAUGGUCAUUAAGCCAAAGAAUGGCUUGGCUCCAGACCAUGGUGUAGUGGCUGAGGCUGAAGCCGAAUUAGGCAGUGUUCUUGACGUCUAUGAGGCUCGGCUAGCAAAAUCUAAGUAUUUGGGAUCUGAUAGGUACACGAUUGCUGAUGUGCUUCAUCUCCCUAAUUUGCAAAGCCUUCUGGGAACGAAGGCUAAGAAGCUCAUUGAAUCGCGACCUCGGGUGAGAGCAUGGUGCUCUGAGAUCCUGGCUCGACCUGCAUGGGGCAAGGUGCUUGAGAUGAAGCGCGACAAGGCACAAGCCUAGCCUAGGCUCUUAUCAGUCUUAUGUUUAACGUUAAUUAAUCCCCCUUAAAAUAAUUAAUCAUCCAAUGCAAAUGCUUUACUCUACGUGUAUGGACUAAGAAUAAUCAAUGGAAGUGUUCUGAUCCAUUAUGGUCUGA
Alnus glutinosa is the source of this 962-nucleotide messenger RNA. RefSeq names its product glutathione S-transferase-like. Gene Ontology annotation, cellular component: cytoplasm. The transcript has 3 exons. Gene Ontology annotation, molecular function: glutathione transferase activity; glutathione binding. NCBI's taxonomy places the organism in Eukaryota, Viridiplantae, Streptophyta, Magnoliopsida, Fagales, Betulaceae. Bases 170 to 826 code for a protein of 218 amino acids. The record is from RefSeq and is a predicted model, not a curated record.